Artibeus jamaicensis (Jamaican fruit-eating bat) is the source of this 3020-nucleotide messenger RNA. RefSeq names its product acid phosphatase 7, tartrate resistant (putative) (gene ACP7). Gene Ontology annotation, molecular function: metal ion binding; acid phosphatase activity. NCBI's taxonomy places the organism in Eukaryota, Metazoa, Chordata, Mammalia, Chiroptera, Phyllostomidae. The record is from RefSeq and is a predicted model, not a curated record. The coding region runs from base 405 to 1721 and encodes 438 amino acids. The transcript has 13 exons.
AGGCCCAGCGAGGUCGCGUAACCGGCCCGGGGCGCGCAGCUCGAAAGCAGCACUGACACCCUGGAGUUGGAUUUUGCGUGUUCAGCCUGCCGGGGCAGUCUCGGGAGGAAUCGGCGGGUUUAGCUUGCUGAGGGAGCGAGGUGGAAGGAACUGAGAGGAAGACGAAGCCGGCACGACCGGAUGGGGUACCCCCAGGGUCGCAGGCCUCGGUGCCCGCGCGCCUGGCAUCUGGACAACCAGUUCCCUCGAAGACCUCCCUACCACCCGGCCUCCCCCGCAGUGACGUUACCUGGUGUCUCUCCAUUCUCCUUCCUCCGGGCCUCUCCUACUGUCCCUGACCAAAUCUGAUCUACUCCGGCCCAGCCCCCCACCCUUCCCCCAUCUCUGCACCCCACCCCUCCACUAUGAGCCCCUGCCUUCCCUGCCGGUGCUGUUGCUGUCUGCUCCUGUUUUUCUCCCUGGGAAUCCAGGGCAUCCCACAGGACCCCAACGCUGCUCCGGAGCAAGUCCACCUGUCCUACCCAGAUGAGCCGGGAUCCAUGACCGUCACCUGGACCACCUGGGUUCCGACCCCGUCCGAAGUGCAGUUCGGGCUGCGGUUCUCGGGGCCCCUGCCGCUCCGGGCCCAGGGCACCGCCAGCCCCUUUGUGGACGGCGGCUUCCUCCGGCGGAGGCUCUACAUACACCGCGUCACGCUGCGGGGGCUGCUGCCGGGCGCCCAGUACGUUUACCGCUGCGGCAGUCCUCGGGGCUGGAGCCGGCGGUUCCGCUUCAGGGCCCUAAAGAAAGGACCCCACUGGAGCCCCCGUCUGGCUGUGUUUGGGGACCUGGGGGCUGACAACCCGAGGGCCCUACCCAGGCUGCGCAGGGACACUCAGCAGGGCAUGUACGAUGCUGUUCUCCAUGUGGGAGACUUUGCCUACAACAUGGACCAGGACAACGCUCGAGUCGGUGAUGAGUUCAUGCGGCUCAUCGAGCCCGUGGCUGCCAGCCUGCCGUACAUGACCUGCCCUGGGAAUCACGAGGAACGCUACAACUUCUCUAACUACAAAGCUCGCUUUAGCAUGCCGGGGAACACUGAGGGCCUGUGGUACAGCUGGGACGUGGGCCCUGCGCACAUCAUCUCCUUCUCCACGGAGGUAUAUUUCUACCUCCACUACGGCCGCCACCUGGUAGAGAGACAGUUUCACUGGCUGGAGAGAGACCUCCAGAAAGCCAAUAAGAACCGGGCCGCCCGGCCGUGGAUCAUCACCAUGGGUCACCGGCCCAUGUACUGUUCCAAUGCUGAUGUGGACGACUGCACUUGGCAUGAAAGCAAGGUUCGAAAAGGCCUCUUCGGCAAGUUAUUUGGGUUAGAGGACCUUUUCUACAAACAUGGGGUCGACCUGCAGCUGUGGGCUCAUGAGCACUCGUACGAACGGCUGUGGCCAAUUUACAACUACAAGGUAUUUAAUGGCAGUCAAGAGAUGCCCUACACCAACCCUCGAGGCCCUGUCCACAUCAUCACAGGAUCUGCCGGCUGCGAGGAGCGGCUGACUAGCUUCACCCUCUUCCCACGGCCCUGGAGCGCCGUGCGGGUGAAAGAGUAUGGGUACACGCGGCUACACAUCCUCAAUGGGACCCACGUCCACAUCCAGCAGGUGUCUGAUGACCAGGAUGGGAAGAUUGUGGAUGAUGUAUGGGUGGUGAGACCUCUGCUCCACCGGAUGAUGUACCUCUAGGGAGGGAGCAGCUCUCAUCAGGAACCACCGGCCUUGCUGCCUUGGCUGGUGCAACAGGACGCUACCCAGGCCCGGCUGGGAGUCAGGGCUGGCAGGCUGGGGAGUCAGGGCGGGCCUGGACUCCUCUGCCUUCCUGAGGCCCCUCGUGGGUGAAUACAGCGUGAGGGGGCCGGGCAGCUCUCCCCCUCCUGGAGAGGCGAGGGUCCCGGCAGCUGUGCUGGAGGGCAGGUGUGGACACACACACAGACAGACUCAGGUGGGUGGCACGGCCUUGCCCUGCUGCAUAGCACUGACUGGGCGAGGUGCCACAGGCCUGGGGAAUAAAGAGGCUUGUGGCCGUGGCUCCGUGGACUCUGCACUUCUGCUGGGGGCGCCCCCUGGGCUGCCCCUCUUCUGUCUGUGGGGGCAAGAAGCGUCACCAGCCUCAACUUGCAAGGUGGACACGGCCAUCCUGGCACCCCUCUUCGGCAGGUGGCGACAGUGACUUUCUUCCCUUCAGCCGCCCCUCAGUGCGCCAAUGGCCAGAAAGUGCUAAGAAACGUCCCUUUGUGCCACCGUUUCCCAGCCUGGCACUGACUUACCCCGGAAGCGGAGAAGUGUUAACACUGCCUCCAAGCUGGGGCGGCUAGCAAACCUGGGUGUUCACAGACCCGAUGUUUUUCUCCCUUCUUCCACCCCCCCACCCUGUUUCCCUUCUUCCUUGCACUAUUCAACAGCUAUUUAUUGAGCGCCCAUCAUGCACCAGGCCCUGCUCUCAGUACCGGGAGACAGCCACGAACAGGCAGAGAGCUCUGCCCUAGUAGAGCUGGCAUUCUACCCAGGGGACAGACAGUGAACCCAAUAAAUAAAUAAACUACACAACAGUGUCGCUAUUUAGUGUUGAGUGCUCAGAAAAUGUAGGAAAGGGGAUGGAGAGCAGGGGAGGAGUCUGAGGGAGAAGCCAGGUGAGGAACCCAGCUGGCAGUGCUCCGGGCAGAGGAAAAGCCAGUGCAAAGGCCCUGAGACAGAAACGUGCCUGCCCUGUCAGGGCAUCAGUGGGGAGGCCGGUGUGUCUAGAGCGGAGAGAAUAAGGGGAAGAUGGAGGCAGCAGGGUGAUGGUGCAGAUUGUCUGGGGUCUUGUGGGCCAUCGGGAGGACUUCGUCCUUUUUCCUGAGUGAGAUGGAGCCACAGGAGGGCUCUGAGCUGGUUGGCAAACAUGGUGUGACUCCCGUAGUUCUAGGCAAAGGCUGAGGCCUUCCUGGAGGGAAGCCCUGGAGUCCCAACUCUGGCAGCCGACCUCGGUCUGUUCUUCCCCCUCAC